ACUUGAACGUGCAGCUGAUAAAAUACAAAUAGAAAAAAUCAUCCACAAAACUCUCCUUUAAUAGAUUGAACUGUGAGAGAGAGAAUCUUUUUAACUGCUCAAAUAAAUACAAGUCUACUUUACAGUCUUCUCUUCAGAUCCUUCUUUUCAGCCUCCAAAAUAUCAACUAAACGCCUGGCUCAUAUCACACGCCCAGAUUAAUUCUUCAGAAAGCACUCUGCAGAGGUUGGAAACUUGAGGUCCAAAUAUGAGUUUAGCAUGUCUUGCAUGCCAUAGCGUAGAAAGUCCAUCACACUCCUUUAGGAGUUACUCAGUUUCGAGUUCAGACAAUGACGGUAGAUGUUCUGCUAUUUCCAGCUGCUUAGCCAGGAGGUUACCUCUUCCUCCUACAUCAAGUUCCCUAUCAAAAUCUAAAGUAACUCCACACCCAUCGAUUCCAAGCAGUAGCGUAACGUCGGGAACGCCCCGAUUAGUCAGGAGCUGUGCCGUGAGAAGGGACCUCGUAAGAGACUGGAACUUCGAUGAGGUUGUGAUUGGACGUUAGGUUCGUUAUUCAACUUUUAGUCGUGGCGAGUACUUAGGCUCUUUUCUUCAUUUAGUGUUGGAAUCUAGUCUUGCAAUCUAAUUUUGUUUUGUAUUGAUUGCAACUGAACUUGCCUUUCUUGUAGAAGAUUCUGCGUUUGUAACCAAAUGAAUAUGAGCAUUGAAAUGUUCUGUUUA
This is a messenger RNA of Morus notabilis, 720 nucleotides long. RefSeq lists its product as uncharacterized. NCBI's taxonomy places the organism in Eukaryota, Viridiplantae, Streptophyta, Magnoliopsida, Rosales, Moraceae. Bases 248 to 544 code for a protein of 98 amino acids. The transcript is spliced from 2 exons. The record is from RefSeq and is a predicted model, not a curated record.